Melanaphis sacchari is the source of this 5643-nucleotide messenger RNA. RefSeq lists its product as uncharacterized. Lineage: Eukaryota; Metazoa; Arthropoda; Insecta; Hemiptera; Aphididae. The transcript is spliced from 3 exons. Bases 899 to 3838 code for a protein of 979 amino acids. The record is from RefSeq and is a predicted model, not a curated record.
GUGAGUUAUGAGUGCUACUAUAUAAAAACAAUUUAACAUAACCAUUUCAAGCUAAAAAAGAAGCUUUGUUUACUUUUUUAUUGCUUUAAAUAUAACGUGAAUAGAAAUUUGUUUCAGGAGAUAUAAGUUGGAGUUGUGUUAAAAGAAACUUUAGUGCAUAUUAUGUCGAAACCAAUAAUUUAAAAACAAAGUCAAUUGAAAUUAAAUAGAUACAUUCAUAACCAUGAGCCAGAAGCUGAAGAAAGUUUCAACUAACUGGAUGUUAAAGUGAUUUUAUCUGCCACGCGCACAGACGCGUGUACAGCAUACACGACGUUGUACGCGUAAUGAACACUGUAACAAUAACGUAUUGCAAUAAUAACAAUAAUAUUUUAAUGGACUUCAUUAAUCGUAACAAAACACCGUACCGAUACGAUGACCACGCAUACGGUCGUUUCGUAUUGCACUUACACGUAUAAACAGACCGAUUUACCGAUCACCAAUCGCUGAUUAUAUAUUAUUAUUAUACAUAUAGAAGUGCAGAAAACAACCGCAGUAGCGCCACGACAUCACCGAUAUCGAAUUUCACCUGUUGAUUUACACGUUCCGUACGAUAAAACUGUUGUUUUAUUACCAUUUUAUGAAUAUUCUUCGAGUACGUAACAUUAUUUAAUCGAAUCUAACGUUUUCGUUUUAUUAUCACUUUCGUGUUCGUACAUACAGGCCGAUUUAUCGAUUACUAAUCGCUCGCUAACUAUACAUAUACUGUUAUUAUACAUAUCGCUGUACAGAAGUCAACCGCCGUAGCGCCACGACAAGACAUCUAUUGAUUGCAAAUUAUAAAGGUUUUUAUAUUAUUAUUAUUUAACGCUUUUUGUAAUACUAUAAGCUUGGUGCUAUUUAGAUUUAAGAUUUUAGUAUGGAUCAUAUUGUAAAUGAAAACGACAAUAACUGCUGUGCGUCGGAGGUAAAUAAAGAAAAAAUUAUUCCGUCUGUAUCAUCGGUGACACCAACGACUAUUGUUGAAGAAACUGAUGAUAAAAUCAUAGUUGAACAACCGCAGAAUUUAGCUAAUAAUGACACACCAAAUAAAUCUGACCACGACCGCUUGAACUCUUCCACUUCCUCGGUUAUACCUGUACUCACCAUUGAUGAUAGUGACGAGGAAGAUCAUAAUAACGAAGAAGAUCAUAGUAAUGAUAAAGAUGAUGUUAUUAUAAUACCAGAUUCGGAUGAUGAUGAAAUAUACGAAGAGCAACAAAUGAGUCGGUUAACGUUCAACUACAGUAUUCACCGACUUAAAUAUAAAAUAAGGCGUGUCAUUAAUGUUAUUUUAAGAUAUUAUAGACAAAGUUUAAGUGAUGAUAAUAUAUUAUAUCUUGAGGAAAAACGCGAUAGUUUAAGAUACAUUCGAACAAAUUUUAGGUCCAACCGGAUGUCAAGAGCCCAAACUAUACGACGACCUAUAUCAAAUGACCAGCUAUUACGUAGAGUACAGACGUUGCGGCGCCGGUAUUUUGAUGCCAUAAGGUCAGCACACGAAUUUAUGUAUAUUUGGAGUGGCGGUGAAUUAAAUUAUCUCAUAGACUCAGUGUCUAAAUACAUGCAAUGGAUAAACAAUCUUCUCUUGAAACAUGAUACUGGUUUUGAUAAUAUCUCAGUCACUCGAGGUCCCGAUGGAGAAAUAAAUUCCAAUGAGCUGGAUUUUGUUAUUCAGGAUAUCGAAAAUAGCGAUUCUGAAUGCUCGAGUGUAUCUGAAACAUCGACAUCGUACAACACAUUUACACCUGCGUAUGUUAAUCAACGAGUCAAACAUAAAUAUAGCUAUAAUAGGUCAAUAUCACGAUAUCAAAGACGAUUACAACGGCGACAGAAGCUACGAAAUCGCUUCAAAAAAAUCCAUCAUCAGUUUUAUAGUGGUGAUGGUCAAUCAACAACAUCGACACAAAUGAUAAAUUUUGAGAAGAACAACAAAUACGGUGUAAAAAAUUCUACAUCUACAUCAUCAUGUUCAUUGAAUGAAAAUGUUGUCGUUAAUAAAUAUAACGAUGAAGUUAUUCAGGUAGAUAGCGACAGUGAACCCGAUUGUUUAACUAUUGAUGAAAAUUAUGUAAAUUAUCAAAAUAUUUGUGAAGGCAUUCACGAAACACCUUGUCAAACACAACUUGAAAAUAAUAGCGAAAAUCUACCAUCGACGUAUUCGAUCGAACGGGAUCAAGAAAUUGACAUCCGUAAUAUCGUUGAAGUAGAAGUAUCCGAACCUUCAUAUGCUACUAUAAUGGGACACGUGACCAAUAUUGAAACGGAUACAGUGACUGAUAAUCGUUGUGAUAAAGAUGAAGUUGUUGAACCACUGUGUACUAACCUCGAUCGUGUGAAUCAAAAAAUUAAUAAUUUACACGGAAACAUUACUCUGAGGGAAGUUGCCCAAACAAUUGCAACGGCGUCAAGAGCUUUGUCAUCAACGCACUCCGAAAUAUUUCACGGUAUUACAAGAAUGGCUGAUGCACUGUACAAAACAACGAUUGAAUCGACUUCAGGUCAAACGGAAGAAGCGAGACCGGGAGAAAAAGAUACAUCGGUAGGAACAGAAAUUUUUAAUGAAAAUCCAUACAUAAAAUUCAGGCAACAAUAUAUACUCAAUGACCUGCAAAAAAUAUUGGAUUCGAUUUGGAAUUUAAUGUUAUGCCCACUUCCCCCCGACCUUAUAGAAUCGUCAGCUUCGGACUUGUCAACUUCUGUAGAAGCGAAAGUGCGGCGGGCAGAACAAGUGGCAAAUGAAAUAGUUUCUAGGCGGAGAAUAACUACACAACCACCACACAUAUCAACUUCUGUCACUCAGAUUUCCACGAUCGAUUCUCAAAAUUCAACUCGGGACACUCAUGAAAUUUAUCUCAACCCCAGCCGACAGUUGGACAACUACGACGACGACGACCAGUCAAAAAGUCAACAGGAACCAAACUCUUCGGCAACGCAUGAACAUAAGCAACCUUCGAUACCCAUCAUCAUCAUUACUCCCGCACCUGACGAUCCAGAAGAUUCUAUUACUGAAGAGCUUCCAUGCCGACGUAAUAGUAGACGGACAGAAGAGAAUAAUAGUUUAUCGUCGCACACAAAUACGAAAAACUUGUUGGUGCCGCCGAAAAGGAAGGUUCAGCACCGUAGCCGCAGUCGAACCCGCGACCCCCGCCGACCACGAUUUUAUUCACCGUCACCGCCCAAAACUCGCGUACGCAUCACUUACCAAGAGGAGUGGCGGGAGGGGUCGAAAUUACCGCUGGCUGAGUCCACGUCACCCGCUAGUCCUCUCGUUCUCACAACCCCUCAUCCACCGUCUUUGCAGCUGCCUUGUUCAUCUCCCGCCUUUAGUACCGACAAUAGCGCUAAUUCCGCUGUAGCGGUUGUAGCAACCGCCGAAACAGUCGCCGAGCGACCUAAUUUGUCGCCGCUACCACCAGAAGCGCUUAGGUCGACCCUGCAGCCGACAUCAAACGACGACGGCGGCGCUACCGCUACGCUGUCACAGACUGCACUGGCGUUACUAGAACUUUCUAGACAGUCGCCAAAGUCCGACCAAGCUAUCGACACUCCUGUUGUUGCCAAUAGAACUGUUGAGACAACCGCUACAUCUGUAACCGCUGUAACCGCUGCCGCCGCCGCCGCCGCCGCCGACGACAAAAAAAUAAUGUCGAACAGCGAUGUGCCGGCAACCAUCGCUGUCGGCGGUGGCGGCUUCGUGGUAAAACCGUCGUCAAAGCGACAGCGGUCCCGUAGUAGGAGAAAUUCGUUUUCGAACAAGCAAAAACCAAAACCGUCGCCAUCUUCGGAAAGUGAACAACAGCCCAACAACAACCUUUAGACGAUGACGAAUUGAUGUGGAACAUCGAUGUGUCGGCAACCAUCACCGUCGGCGGUGGCGGUUUCGUAAGGAACCCGGCGACAAAGCGAUAUCGCAGUACCGCAGUAGGAGCAAUUCGUUUUCGAACAAGCGAAAACCAAAACCGUCGUCAUCUUCAGAUGGUCAACAACAGCCCAACAACAACCUAUAGCCGACCAGGAUAUGUCUACGAAAACUGUAAAUAUUCAACAAUGUGUGUUUUAAUCAUAAGAGAUGUAUUAUAAUAUUAUAUACGUUAGAUGUUAGUCUUGUUUUGUUUAUUUUUUUUCUUUUGUUACGUAAUGUAUGCAGAGAACGCAUCGUUUUGUUCGAGUAUUAUUAUACCCGUGUACGUAUUAUUUAUCAUCAGUUCGAAUCGAUUUAUUAGCUAGGAUACUAAAAAAAAAAACUAUUCAAACGUCAUUUGUAUAGUUAUUAAAUAUUAAUACAUUUUUAAUAAUUCACGUAGUGAUUUCGGGCAUAGUGAAUUAGUAGUUUUUCCGUCCAAAAGGUGGAAACAUGCUCUAUAGAUAUUUAAUUAGUGGGGUGCACUUAGGAUCCAAUUUUUAAAACGAGUUGAAAUACUUGAGAUCUUACAUUACCAUGAAAAUUACUGUAGUUUGUAGAUCUAUGACAAAAAAAAAAAUUAAUUUAACCGCCAUUGUAAAAUUUGGUCAUUGGUUAAAAAAUUUGAAAGAGAAAUAAAAUUUGUAGUGACGAGUGGUUGUCCGUCGCUGAUCAUGACUGAUCGGCGUGCCUUAAAUGGGUGCUCUGGUUCGGAGUUCUGGCAACCAACGUGCGUAGAAAAAAUUAAAAAAAUAAAAAUUCUAAAAAAAAAAUGCAGGUUGUUUUAUUAUUUUAAGUUUUAUUUAAAUUUUUCGAUUAGUUUUUAGCUCGUUUUAUUUUGCGUAUUUCCAAUGCGCAACGUUUCAGUUUCUGUUUCCAGCACUUGCAGUAGUAACAAAGUAUUUAGUUAGACAAAGUAAUAAUGUAAUAAACCUAUUGUUUACGAUAUUUGGAUAAAAACAUCGAUUUUUUAGCUUAAUUAGUAUUUAAUGGCCCAUGAUGAAUAUGGACGAUGACGUACAGUUCUAGGCCAUGUAAAUUGAACCGUCAUGAGUUAUAAUCAUUAUAAUAUAGGUAGAGUAGUAUAUAUUUUUGUAUUAUUGAUAUUGAGUUUGAUGAAAUAAUCAACAACCGCUGCCCCUGCUGUCACAAAAUUCUGCCUUUGGCGACCGUCUGCGUACCGGCGGGGGUUGGUGCAGAUUUCAUAGUCAUUAAUGGUUUGCAUAUAUAUUUUAGUAGAUAGUAAACAUCGUCCCUCAUCCGUGUAUGUCGAUUCGUAUUGUAUGCGUGUAUUACACUAUAUCAUAUACUACACAAUAUUGUAUCGGGUUAUGUUCUUUUAAUUGAAACAAUUUUUUUCUCCCAAAUAUUGUCCCCUUCCCUUAAUUCUCGUCACCACUUUCGUGUUAACGGAAAAAGGCUUCACAGUGAAGAUUCUCAAAAUUAGCUCUUAAGUAAACAUAUAUAUAUAUAUAUAUAUAAAUAUAUUUAUUUUUUUAAGACUAUAUAAAUAUUUUUUCUACAGAUGAUAUAAUAUUUUUGUACCGUGUGCCGUUAUUAUUUACGUUACAAAUUUUUGGUUUCCGUUUUCUGUAUUGCGUGUCGAUAACGUCUCAUCAGGGGACGUGCUUCACGCAAAGAUCAUUGAAUGCACUUAAUUAGUUAAGGUUAUCAACGCGUGUAUAAAAAUGUGUGUUCGCGUGCGCGCGCGCGAUAUAUUC